UUAAUUAUUUAAAAGUGCCGUCUUAGGUAUUUCAUGUUAAGUUGUGAAAACUGAAAGCAUGCGCUGCAGGGGGAGGACCACAAAAUGCCCAGACCAUUUUUAAUUUUGUUCCUGUGCCGUGUGUUACGUUAAUUACUUAAUCCCAUUCCACAUAUCAGGUCCUCAGACACAACACUGGGAGAGUAAUGGCUAAACAGGCAGUUUUUAUGUUCGGUCUCAUCACUAUUGCCGUCUUCGUUCACACUAAAGCUUGCCUUGAUCACCAGUUCAACCGAAGACAAGCAGGUGAUAAGUGGCUCAAAAACCCUACAACUAAUUGUACCUGUAUUGAGCACAGUUUUGUCCUGUGCCAGAAACUAAAUGAGCCUGUGUGCAUGGACAUCAGCGGAAACUUGAGAAAGAAUAGAGAGACAUGGAUGAACAGUUCCUGCGUGGCUUGUGAGUGCGUCAACGGCACCAUAAACUGUACUAGAUAUGACGUCAACGUCACGUAUGGAUUGUAUUAUGUUGAGCCGAUACCCACCUGUGAACAAUGUGCAGUUCCAUUGAGAACAGAAGAGCCCUACAGUACUUGCAAAGUCUACCUUGAACUUUCCGAAAACGGAAAAAUGACCAAGUGUGCAAGUGGGGGAUUGUAUAUCCGGGACAUUCACCUAUGUAACGGGAUUGCUGAAUGCCCGGAUGAAUCAGAUGAAAACGGCUGCGAAGAUGCCGUUUGCAAGGACGAAGAGGGAAGUUUAUUUUUAACAAAAGAUGAAAAUGGUUUGCAGCUUUCUCACUGUAUGGAUUGCCAUUGUAAAGCAGGCUUUCUGACAUGCCGUAGAAACUUGACCAUUAACUUCCCUGGCUAUUACUAUGGGUUUUAUGAGCAUAUUGAGAAUUGUGCGCAACCACAAUGCAACGUUGCCAAGUUUGUGAGAGAAAAGAGAGAUCAUUGUGAAGGCGUCGAAUUUACCAUAGGCGACGGUAUUUACUACAAAGGCCAAACAUGGAAAUAUGCAGGAUGUGAUUUCUACUUUCCUGGAGCCUAUGAGAAACAGGGUGUCUGCCCAGCAAUGACUAGACCUGUUUGUUAU
Molecule: messenger RNA, 1076 nt
Organism: Orbicella faveolata
Lineage: Eukaryota; Metazoa; Cnidaria; Anthozoa; Scleractinia; Merulinidae
Biological process (GO): cell surface receptor signaling pathway; G protein-coupled receptor signaling pathway
Cellular component (GO): plasma membrane
Molecular function (GO): protein binding; G protein-coupled receptor activity
Source: RefSeq, a predicted model, not a curated record